ACAAAAUGUCAGCCUCCAUGAAUUUUGACAAAUAGCACUUGAUGUAUUGUUUAUAACUUGUUUGGUUGCUUUUUUCUUUUUUUUAAAUCAUCAUUUGAUUAUAUACCACAUAUUGUUAAAAUGUGUGAUUUAGUUUGUAGCAAAGACGGUAAUGACAGCCGAAAGCUCCAAGAUGGUUUACACAGCCAUAUUUUUACUUUGGGUGACAAAAUUGGAUUUAUGAAGGCACUUUCCGUUUAUAUUAAUAAACCGCAUGUGGUUAAUCGAAGACUGUGUGGUGCUAAAAUGUUAUUUUGUGAACGUUUUGACAGUUUUAACGAAACUCUUCUAAAACUGAAGAAAUCGGAAUGGAGAAAUAAUUCCUGUACUGAAAAGGGACCAUUGAAUGUAAACUUAGCAUCUUGUUUAUCGUCAAACAUCACAGAAGCUCAAGAUCACUUCCAGGUGGUCGUGCGGGAUUUAUUACCAAAACAAAGUGAUAAAUUUCCAACGCUAAGAGAACUGAUUGUUUGUGAUUACCAGAAGUGUAGUGUGACAUUUCACCCCGUGUGCCAUUCUAAUUGUAACACUGAUACAGAAAAUUUGACAUCAGAUAUGAAUAAUGAACUGAUUUAUGGAUUUGUCUACAGCACUCCCGAUACUCAACCAAGUAUUCAUCUGAAGUUAUCUCAUGAUUCAGAAGAGAGGUCACAGUGUCAUGUGACGGGUCAGUGGUUGAAGGACGUACUGCUGCCAAAACUUAGGAGCUGGUCCGAGGAGAGUGCCUUAAACACUGAUGUUACUUCUCUGAAAUUAGUCCCCAUUGACGAGUACAAUUCAACAUACAGCAGGUUAAAAGCUUCAUAUGGUUUACAUUUUGUCAAGGUAUGGCCAGAAAACACUGACCCUCGAAAGUUUGUCUAUGAAGAUAUUGCCAUAGCAGCUUAUCUUUUAUUAAUAUGGAAGGAAGAGAGAGCGACAUUGGCCACAGAUACUCUUCAGUCAUUUGUUGAUCUGGGAUGUGGAAAUGGACUCCUAGUUCAUAUACUUACAUCAGAAGGACAUCCUGGUCUUGGAAUUGAUUUAAGACGACGCAAAAUUUGGGAUAUCUAUGGUGAAGAAACCAAACUUGAGGUGAAGUCUAUUUCACCAUCAGCCGAUACUUUGUUUCCUCAAUAUGACUGGCUGAUUGGUAACCAUAGCGAUGAGCUGACACCAUGGAUACCACUUAUUGCCGCCAGGUCGUCCUAUCAGUGCAGAUACUUUGUCCUACCAUGCUGCCACCAUGACUUUGACAGGAAGUUCAACAAACGAGAGCGAGGAACCAGUCAGUACCGGACAUAUCUGAACUUCGUUAAGGAGGUCGGAGAAAAGUGCGGCUUCAAGGUCAAAGAAGACACUCUACGAAUACCAUCUACCAAGAGGGUCUGUUUUAUUGGCCAAGAAAGAGCUUAUUCUGAAGAAGAGGAAGAAGUAGUUGAUAUCCAGAGAUCAGAGUAUGUCAAGAGUCACUGCUCAAAGAGUACGGAAUCUAACAUUUCUGUCAACACACAACGAGAUUCCAUCUCACACAAUUCUAGUGACGAUACUUCUGUUAAACACGGAGGACUUGAAGUAACAACAAACAGCUGGUCCACUAGCUUUCAGCCACGCAGUAGCACUGAGCUAGUCAGGAAUUGUCAGAAGGUUGCCAGGGAAACCAAGGAACUGAUAGUGCAGGCGGUUUUUCAGAAAGUUCUCGAAGCACCUGAAGCAGAAUCUGUCCAAUGUGAAGGGGGAACAAGCUGGAAUAGAGGAGGUUGUGUUCCUCUGGCUGUUGUGGCAGAAAUGUUUGACCAGGAUGUUCUACAACAGCUCAAGUCAGAAUGUGGAGGCUUGCAAACUCUACUUCGCAAUCACAAUAACAUUUUCCAAGUGUCUGGUGGUGCGGUGCGGUUACGAGACUUCUCUUCAGAGAACCCGUGGUCGACCGCUAAACGAAGAAAGCGUAAUGUGGAAUCACUGGACUCCGGUAACAACUUGAAGACGGUGUUGUGCUGGUUCCACACAAACCACCCCGAUGGCUGUCCCAGGUCAGCUGUUAAAUGCAGAUUUGCACACGGCACACUUGAACUCCGAGAACGGCCAAAGAAAAACAAAUCUCAGGAUUAAUAUGACUGUAUCUGUGAUAAUUCUGGUCAGAUGUAUUUUAUAAACAUAAUUCCCAGUAAGUGAUCCUUAUAUUUAAAACCCCUGCAAUUGCCCACGGUAAUCUGCAAUGCUGUGGAGUUUUUUGCCUUGGACUAUAUUCAGGGUUUUUUUCAAUGGCAUGGUUUUUUUGCCCUGGACAUUUUCUUACUUGCAGGGGUUGUAUUUAUCUGGGUUGUACACAGGGAUACAAUAAAAUAUUUAUUUCUUUA
Gigantopelta aegis is the source of this 2378-nucleotide messenger RNA. RefSeq names its product probable tRNA (uracil-O(2)-)-methyltransferase. Gene Ontology annotation, molecular function: tRNA (uridine) methyltransferase activity; metal ion binding. The transcript is spliced from 11 exons. Lineage: Eukaryota; Metazoa; Mollusca; Gastropoda; Neomphalida; Peltospiridae. Bases 121 to 2130 code for a protein of 669 amino acids. Gene Ontology annotation, biological process: tRNA methylation. The record is from RefSeq and is a predicted model, not a curated record.